AUGGCUCAUUUCCACCUGGGAUUGCGGAUCGCCUGCUACAGCUCUGGUGAUGGCAACCGAAGGACCUCGGCCAGCAAGAGUCGUUCGGAGGCAACACUGUGCGAGGAACCGGAUGAUUCCACUGAGAGGCUGGAUGCAUACCGCACUAAGAUUCUUCAGCUCACGCUGCCGAGGCUGCUCGCACUGAUGGCCGGCGCCUUGCUUCUGGCGACGGCGGCAAGCGCUUUCGCCUUCUUCAAGCUCAAGCGCCUAGAGGCGGAAGACAAAGGGGCCGUGGACACGGCCAGACUCGAGAAUAAGACCAUGAGUUUCGCGGCCCCCGGAGUUCAGCACCUACAGUCUAGCAUCGAUAACAUGCUGGCGGCACUCGAUGCGAAAGGCAUCGCGGAGCAUUUUAGGUCCCUGACAGCGGAGACUCACCUGUCGGGUGAGCUGGGCGGGCGGCAUGCGGCAGAGUACGUGGCCGGAGCGCUACGACGCAGCGGAGUCCACCAGGUCAUCGAGGUACCCCACCGCAUCUCGCACGCGUACCCUGACACGAGCAAGCCUAACAAAGUGCAACUAUUAGAAGCCGACGGCACAGUUCUUCACGAGGCCAAAUUCAAGGAAAAGAAGAAAGGCGGAAAGAUGAAUGUGGUGACCGGCUACCUGGCCUUCUCCCCGAACGGCUCAGUCGAGGCCGACAUGGUGUUCGUCAACUACGGCCGGCGAAAAGACAUGGAUCAGCUCGAAGGGAAUGGCGUCGUGGUCAAGGGACGCAUCUGCCUCGCCCGCUUUGGAGGCGCACAUCCCGUCGACAAGGGUCGCAACUGCCACAAGCACGGCGGUGUCGGCCUUCUCGUGUACGCCGACCCGGAGGACGUUGCACCACUGGGCCCCAGCAAGGUCUACCCGGACACCGCUUUCGUGGAUGGUUCGGCGCUGCAGAGGGGCUCGCUCUACCACUACGGUGACCCCGAGACUCCCGGAUACCCGUCCGUCGACAAGGCUAUUCGAGAGGAAGACACCAGCAACCUCUCCCCGAUUCCUGCGCUUGUGAUUGGCUACGAUGAUGCUGCAGCAUUCCUCAAGUCACUCGGAGGCGAGCACCUUGGUUGGAAGGGAGGCCUGAAUGCCACCUACAAGACGGGUCCACUGUUUCCUGAAGGAAGGAAAGUUGAAAUGUCUGUGAGCAGCAACAGGGUGACGCGACUUGUGAAAAGCGUGCUUGGAAUCGUCAAAGGAAGCGGAGAACCAGAUCGCUUCGUCAUCACGGGUGCACACCAUGAUUCCUGGGGUUACGGAGCCAUCGAACCGUCAUCGGCUACGGCCGCGCUGCUGGAGCUGGGUCGCGCCCUAGGCACCCUGAUAAAACGUGGCUGGGCUCCUCGCCGGACCAUCGUAUUGGCCUCGUGGGCAGCGGGGCAGAUGGCAUUCGCCGGAUCCAGCGAGUGGGUCGAGGUGGGUGCAAUGAGGAGGGAGCGGGAGGCUUAG
Molecule: messenger RNA, 1473 nt
Organism: Dermacentor silvarum
Lineage: Eukaryota; Metazoa; Arthropoda; Arachnida; Ixodida; Ixodidae
Product: aminopeptidase NAALADL1-like
Exons: 12
Coding region: 1-1473 (490 amino acids)
Molecular function (GO): carboxypeptidase activity
Source: RefSeq, a predicted model, not a curated record